UCUAUGCCCUUAGUUCGUCUCCGUACACGCCAUUAACACAAUUUUUGAACGUACCUGAAAGUAAAGUUCCUGAUUUAGUGGCCCAACAGAAAACUUUAAUUGAGGGGAACCGCCAAUUAAUUCCAUUACUAAAUGGGUCAAUCUACGGUGGUUCUUAUAUAGAUUUGAAAGAAAAUAAAAUAAUUAUCAACACAAUAGAUUUGUCCAAGGAUGACGACAUAAAAAAUAAUAUUAAGAUGAAACCAUAUCGAAAUAUAUUAUCAUUUGUAAAAGUCAAGAAUUCCUUAAUGGAUUUAAACUCCACUUUUGAAAAAUUAUCCAUAUUGGCGAAACAAUACGAUGUGAAAGACCUUGUGAUUAGUAAUGAAUACAAAAUCAACAAUAUAGUAAUAUAUUUAAACACUAAAAAUGAAUCAAACAAAGCAUUUAUCGACGAUGCAAAAAAACUUAAUCCGAAAAUAAUUGACUUUAAUCAAUCUACAAAAGAAGCGGAGUUUAAUUCGAAUAGUUUGCAUAAUUCAUUGACUUUAGAAUCUCGACAAAUAGUAACUUGCGGUCAUUGUGCAGCAGGCGGAACCAAGAAUCCCGAUGGAUUUAUUGAUUUUUAUUAUACACCAUGGAAUGAUAUAUCUAGGUUCUCGCCUGAAAGUUAUAUUGGACCAAUGACUAUGUCCGAUGUCGAG
This is a messenger RNA of Racocetra fulgida, 683 nucleotides long. The record is from the annotation of a GenBank genome assembly. NCBI's taxonomy places the organism in Eukaryota, Fungi, Glomeromycota, Glomeromycetes, Diversisporales, Gigasporaceae.